AAAAAAAAAAAAUAAACAGUCAGAAGAAUCUUUUAACUGAAUAUUUGAAGAAAAAUGAUGAACAACACAUAUUCACCUAUAAGAGAAACCCCCCGAGAAGGAACAGAAUCAUAUUAUCAUGAAGAACCUUCCUCUUCAAUUUGGUCUGCAUGUUUUCCCUGUUUCCAAUCAAAAGAAGUCGAAGCAAAUUCACUACUCCAUGAUUCUUCUUCUUCAUCAUCAUCAUGGAUGGUGAAUAAACUGAAAGAAUUGAAAGAAUAUUCAGAAGUGGUAGCUGGACCAAAAUGGAAGAACAUGGUAAGGAAGAUUGGAAAGUACUUUAAUAAUAAUCCUAAUAAGAAAAGAACCACGCAGUUUCAGUAUGAUUCUGAUAGCUAUGCUCUCAAUUUUGCUAAUGAUGAUGGGAAUGGUGGUGAUGAUGGGCUUUUUCGUAAUUUCUCAUCUAGAUUUGCUGCUCCUUUUUCUGCUUCUGCUGUUGCUAAUAAUAAUAAUAAUAAUAAUCCACAGAGAAAUGAUGGGUUGUGAUAAUUAGUAGUACUAUUUUGUCAUUUAUGAUGUGUUGUAUAUUCAAUUUAUUGUGUAUUUAUUUAACAUCUUUUAUUAAAAUUUGAUUUAAUCUA
Capsicum annuum is the source of this 620-nucleotide messenger RNA. RefSeq lists its product as uncharacterized. NCBI's taxonomy places the organism in Eukaryota, Viridiplantae, Streptophyta, Magnoliopsida, Solanales, Solanaceae. The record is from RefSeq and is a predicted model, not a curated record.